This is a messenger RNA of Arabis nemorensis, 669 nucleotides long. Lineage: Eukaryota; Viridiplantae; Streptophyta; Magnoliopsida; Brassicales; Brassicaceae. The record is from the annotation of a GenBank genome assembly.
AUGCAUACAUUUAGGAAACAUAUGUGUAAACCAAUCAAGCCUUACUCUCUUAAUGACCCAUGCACAAUUGAUCUGAUGGCUCAUUUAAGGAGUGUUUCUUUAGAUCCAGUUUUUGGUGAAUCAGCUAUUGGACGUGUUAGCCUGCCGACUCUGAAUCAACACCUACCCCACGAGCUCGUAGAGGAGAUACUCGUGAGACUUGUUGUGAAAUCCCUCUUCCGAUUCAACUCCGUUUCAAAGUUGUGGAGAUUCACGAUCAAGUCUCGCUGUUUUGUGGAGAGACGUUGCUUGAAGCGAUCUCAUGAUCAGCUAGCAUUCAUCUACGCCGUUAAACCGGCCAUACCUUGGUUCCAACAAAUCCUUUCUCCGGCUAGUCUUCAACUAUUUAUCGACAAUGAGCAAAGACAAGAACCGAGCCCACACGGUUACAAAGUAGUAGUGUAUUCAUCUAGUUCUUAUGUGUCUAUUAUGUGCGAAGUUUUCGAUUUUAGGGCUGAUACUUUGAGGCACGUGGCGCACACUUCAAGUUACCGGAUAUUUGGAAGCCCAUAUUUAUGGAAUGGGUCACUUUAUUGGUUAAUGCAACUAUGGGAUGAUCGUCGAACGAUAGUAGUAGGCUUCGAUCUUCUUAAGGAAACUUUUAAAUGGGUGUUGGAGUUUUUUUAUUAA